AUGGCUUCGGGACGGCGCCUCAAGUAUGGAGGACUGCUGGUUACGGCUUGCGGGGUCGCGAACGCCGCCAUAGUAUCGCGAGCCGCUCAUCUUCCUUCCUCCAUUCAGAUGCUCUCGGUCCCCUCAGAAGAUACACCAAUCGCUCUCGAAAUUGGGCUCAGAAUGCAAAACAUCGAAAAGCUAGAGGGCAUGCUUCGCGAUGUCUCCGAACCCAAGAGCGCCAACUACGGCCGGUAUCUGAGCAUGUCGGAAGUACACGAGGUCUUUCGCCCCUCAGCGGACUCGAGUACCGCUGUCACGGCGUGGUUGGAGAGCAACGGAAUCACUGACAUCGUGGACAAUGGCUUCUAUAUCAACUUUGCAACUACCAUCUCAAAAGCCAAUAGCUUGCUCAACUCAUCCUUUUCGUACUUUGAUGUGCAGGGCACGAAGAAACUGCGAACGCGGGAGUACUCCAUCUCGGACGACAUGGCCCGCCAUAUUGAACUCGUUACGCCGACGACGUACUUCGGAACAACCAAGUCACACCGUCCCGUGAAAAUGCCCGGUCCGGAGGCAUAUGGGUCGCGGCUUCUGGCAAGGCAGGAGGGUAACUCAACCGAACGAUCGCCGUGCUCUCGACUUCUUACCCCGUCGUGUUUGAAAGAGAUGUAUGGUUUUGGUGACUACGAAGUUGACCCGGAAUCCAGUAGCCGCGUUGCCUUUGCUAGUUUCCUAAACCAGUCGGCAGUUCCAAAUGAUUUGGAUGUCUUUACGGAGACCUUCGACUUGCCCAAGACGAGCUGGGAAUCCGUUAUUAUUAACGACGGUGAUGACCACCAGGACCCUCGAGGAAACGUGGGCGAGGCCAAUCUAGAUUCGCAGAUGCUUGCUCUCUCGGGACAGACUCUUCCCAUGAUACACUACGUCACCGGCGGAAGCCCGCCGUUCGUCCCGAAUCUUAGACUCGAUGCCGACUCGAACACGAACGAACCAUACCUGGAGUUUUACCAACACUUAAUGGACCUGGAGAAUCACGAGGUUGCGCAAGUGAUAUCAAUCUCUUACGGCGAUGACGAACAGACCGUGCCAAGGGACUAUGCUAUUCGCACGUGUAAUCUGAUGGGCAUGAUGGGCCUUCGUGGAGUGUCAAUCAUCGAGUCUUCUGGAGAUGGAGGGGGCACGCAGGGAUACGAUCCCGAAAUCGCGUGGGUUGGUAGUUCGGGGGGCUUCAGCAACUACUUCGAACGUGCCUGGUACCAGGAAGCAGCGAUCGAGAGAUACUUGGACGAAGUGCUGGAUCCAGAUCUUAAGGAGGAAUACGAGCAGUAUGCCAACUACGGCGGGAGGGGGUUCCCGGACAUCUCGGCUCAUAGCUCUAGUCCCUCGUACCACAUUAUCAUCGGAGGCUCUGCCUCAUUCUCGGGCGGAACAUCGGCGGCUGCACCGCUGAUCGCGGGCAUGAUUGGCUUAUUAAACGACGCGCGGUUGAAGGCGGGAAAGCCUACGAUGGGGUUCCUUAACCCAUGGCUCUAUAGCGAGGGAUACCAGGCCCUCACUGACGUUGUCGGCGGUUACUCAAAGGGCUGCGACGGAUGGGAUACCCAAUCCGGCCGAGAGGUUCCGGGUGCCGGUGUUAUUGGAGAGAGGGGCGCGUACUGGAAUGGGACUGAAGGUUGGGAUCCUGCUACGGGAUUGGGCAUGCCGAACUUCAAGCAGUUGCUUAAGUUGGCUAUGGGAGAUAAUGUCGACGUGGGAGAUGAUGGUCAAGAAGGUUUUGAUGAACGGGGCUCAGACAAUGAUACCAAAGAUGGUUCCAAACAUAUGUCCGCGGAGAAGGGCGUUGAGGGGGGCGUAGUUAGAUGA
This is a messenger RNA of Scedosporium apiospermum, 1845 nucleotides long. RefSeq lists its product as uncharacterized. Gene Ontology annotation, biological process: proteolysis. The record is from RefSeq and is a predicted model, not a curated record. Gene Ontology annotation, molecular function: tripeptidyl-peptidase activity; serine-type endopeptidase activity. Bases 1 to 1845 code for a protein of 614 amino acids. The transcript has 6 exons. NCBI's taxonomy places the organism in Eukaryota, Fungi, Ascomycota, Sordariomycetes, Microascales, Microascaceae.